Gordionus sp. m RMFG-2023 is the source of this 534-nucleotide messenger RNA. Its product is annotated as all trans-polyprenyl-diphosphate synthase PDSS2-like. The transcript is spliced from 4 exons. NCBI's taxonomy places the organism in Eukaryota, Metazoa, Nematomorpha, Gordioida, Chordodea, Parachordodidae. The record is from RefSeq and is a predicted model, not a curated record. Bases 1 to 534 code for a protein of 177 amino acids.
AUGGUUGAAUACAAUCCUACAUUUCUGAGCAUUAAAAACUUAUUUAACGACGAGAUAUCGAAUAUGGCUCUGAGUUUUAUGCAAAUCCGUAAUAACAAACAUCCUUUAUUUGAAAAAACAAAACAGAGAUCUCUCUCUGAAAUAACACAGAUGAUAUAUUUAAUCAGGAUGCUACAUAAAGGCAUAUUUGAAUUUGAAGAUAAAACUUUUGAUAAAUCAAUAAUAAUGGGCAAUAAUCUAGCUAUAAUAAGUGAGGACUAUCUUUUAGCAUGUGUACACAGGGGUUUAGCUAAACUUGAAGUUUUUGAGAUGAAUAAUGCCAUUGCAGAUUUGAUGGUUUUGGAUUUUACAGAAUAUGGAAAUAUUCAUAAUCUUAAUAUCAAUUUCAUCAAAGAUAAAAAGUUUAAUAACUUAUUAGCUCACAGUUCAUUUUCUACAUUGAUAUUAGUCAAUCAUCCUACAAAUUUAAAAAAUUUGGCCUUUGAUCUUGGAAAUCAAUUAGGAACAGCUUUUGAAUUCGACAUCGAGUAUUAA